Messenger RNA from Pisolithus orientalis, 2852 nucleotides. Its product is annotated as kinase-like domain-containing protein. The coding region runs from base 84 to 2567 and encodes 827 amino acids. Gene Ontology annotation, biological process: regulation of protein localization to mitotic spindle pole body; regulation of cytokinesis; mitotic cell cycle. The transcript is spliced from 6 exons. The record is from RefSeq and is a predicted model, not a curated record. NCBI's taxonomy places the organism in Eukaryota, Fungi, Basidiomycota, Agaricomycetes, Boletales, Pisolithaceae. Gene Ontology annotation, cellular component: spindle pole body; spindle pole; cytoplasm. Gene Ontology annotation, molecular function: protein kinase activity; ATP binding; protein binding.
GUCAGCCAGCGCCACAGCAACCAAAGCAAGUUGAAACGUUUGACUGACGAUUUCACAGACUUUCAAGGUGUUAGGCCUUUGGAAUGUCUGCCUACACAACGCACACCCGCAUGCCACCCGCACAAGUCCAACCUCAAACCCAGGCUGCCCGUCGCCAUCCCUUUACCAAUGCCAUCAACCAACAGCAGGGUCAACAAGCACCGUCGCCCAAGCAGCAGGAGAAGGCAAAGGCCACUCCUCCUGACCCUCCCUUGCCUCGCCAGAAUAGCAAGACUACUCCCCCCUCUCCUCCAAAGAUAAUCACCGACAAGAACCAUCUCUUAGAAUACCAACGUGUCGGGUUUUUGGGCGAGGGUGGUUUUGCACGAGUGUACGAGGUCAAGGAUGUCCGUGGAACCCGGCUUGCGUGCAAGGUUGUAACGAAGACGUCUCUCAAGACUAAGAAAGCAAAGACGAAGCUGUAUGCUGAAAUUAAGAUUCACCGAUCGCUUGCUCAUCCAAACAUCGUUCGGUUCCAUGAUUGUUUCGAGGAUGACCAGAACGUCUACAUGACGCUCGAACUUUGCCAUAGUGGCUCCCUAAUGGACAUGCUUCGCCGCCGUCGGAGGUUCACUGAACCUGAGGCACGCUUCUUCCUAGUCCAAAUUAUCGGUGCUUGCCAUUACAUGCAUUCCCACCAAGUCAUCCACCGCGAUCUCAAACUCGGCAACCUCUUCUUGGAUGCUAGUAUGAACAUCAAAGUCGGCGACUUCGGUUUGGCUGCGCUGAUUGAAAACCCGGGCGAACGGAAGAAGACCAUUUGCGGAACACCCAACUACAUCGCCCCGGAGGUGCUGUUCGACACAGCAAACGGGCACAGCUUCGAAGUUGACACUUGGUCAAUUGGCGUUAUCUUGUACACCCUUUUGAUUGGGCGUCCACCUUUCCAAACGAAGGAUGUUAAAGAGAUCUAUACGAGAAUUCGAGACAACAACUACGAGUUUCCUGCUGAACGCCGCAUCUCGUCUGAUGCCCGCGAAUGCAUACAGGCCAUCCUAACACCUGAUCCGCAGAAACGUCCAACCCUCCACGAGAUCAUCGCGUCGCCCUUUAUUGACUUUGGAAUUGUCCCGCAGUUCAUUCCACUUUCUGCACAUGACGGACCCCCUGACUUCCGAUAUAUCACACGCCCCAUGUCUAUCAUCAACCUGUCGAAACUCAAGAAGGCUGCGUUUCUCGACGAUGAUCAAGUCACAAGCAUUGCGGUUCCUUCUGCUCCACCGGACAACGGCCCGAGUGAGAAGGCGAAGAACGCCAUUACGUCGAGCAUAGCUCAGCAAGAGAUGGAAUUCCAGAAGGCUGUACAGCCAGGGAGCCCUAUCUCUGCCCUACUCAGUUCCGCAAGGCAACCCCUUCUCAUGUCGACAACGAAUAGUGCCAAGGAGUCCCCACUCUUUAGGAAACUCCAAGCUGCGAAAGAAGCGAAGGCUUCCCCACUCCGCAACGUUCGUUCUACUCGUGGUCUUCAGGACAUCGAAGAAGAGGACCCAGAACCACCUCGGGGUGCUAGGGAAAAGAACUAUGAUCUACAGAGACAAAAGGAGCUGGAGUCGCAGAAGGCGAGAAUUGUUGCGCAGAUGGCUCCCGUGAGCGGCCUCGGGACUCGCACCGACGACGAGCAAGAGAAUCAGCCUCCUGUACGUAAGGCGGCUCUAGGUAAAGAACGCAUGAGGGAAGAACACAAGGAACCCCCGGUUACUGAAGUGCGGGUGGAGUCGGCACCUCAGACCAAACUGAGCGGUUUCGAUGCGGCUGCGCAGACGUUAACCGUUGCCUUCGAUGCCAAAGCAGCAGGAAAGCUGUUCCGUGAUCCUCGAGAGGACGUCAAUCUCCCAACCGAACGCGUUUUUAUCGUGUCCUGGGUGGACUACUGCAACAAGUACGGAAUGGGUUAUGCUCUAACCGACGGCUCCGUUGGUGUCCAUUUCAAUGACAGCACCACUUUGGUACUCGCCGCUGACAAGCACCAUUUUGACUAUGUCUCCUCGCGCAAGCACGGGACAGUCUACGUCAGGAAGUGCUAUUCGGUGUCGGAAUUCCCGGAUGAGCUCAAGAACAAGGUUUAUCUUCUCAAGCACUUUGAACGCUACAUCAUGGACCGUCUCUACGGUGACUAUGAGUAUACUUUCGAAGAUUUGGAUCGCACGAAGGGCAUGGACUUCGUCCAGAAGUACCUCCGCAUGAAACACGUCAUUGUUUUCAAGAUGAGUCACGAUGUCUUACAGUUUAAUUUCUACGACCAUUCAAAAGUCAUCCUCUCUUCCCAUGGACUCCUUAUCACAUAUAUCGACAAGAAUUACAAGUUGACGCGUUACACCCUGAGCGAAAUUAUGGCUCAUGCCCUUCAGCCCCCGGUCGCCGAUCCCGAGCAAGCCAAGUUCCACCAACGCCUGGUGGACAAGCUGAAGUACUGCAAGGAGGUGCUCACGUCGAUCAGAAACGCGAGUGCCAACCAAGCUGGGCCCGCUGCUGACGAAGAAGUGGUUCACACUGUCAGUGCCAAGCCGUCGACGGUUUCCCUACGCUAGAAAGACGAAUCGGGGGGUCGAACAAGACAUAAGUAUACCUAUACAUUUUUCCUCAUCCCACAUAUCCGAGACUCUCUUUGACCUAAUCUGAACGGUGUAUAUGUGCCACCGCUGGUAGGCGGGUGUCCGGUAGCAGUCUGGUCCCAUACAUUGUCGAACAUUUGCAUAUGACACUUAUGUAUUACAUCGUAUUAUGUUGAGUGGAGGUGCAGUCCCACAUAAGUACGGUCAUGCAGACUACCCUAAGUGUCGGGUCGACGAGCCUGAAUACAUCAAUAGUGUCAG